UCCAUAUAGCUCGCGUGCACGUAUAUAAAUGAAAGAGCCACGGGCAGGGUAUAAAAGACCGGCGCACCUGGUCAGUCGAGCUCAGAUACUCCACCGAAUCGGUAUAACCGCGGUCUUUUUCUUUCUCCGUCGUGUAGGCGCGAGUGCGAACGGUGUUUGUUUGAAAAUCGGUUCACCUGCGGAUAUAGAAAACAGUUGUUGAUACUUUUAACAACACAAGUAUACGUAUUUAUAUACGCGUUUGCGAAUCGGUUUUCCUUUGUAUAGAUAUAUAAACGAAUUCGCUGCUUUGGCAAUAUGCCGACGUGCACGUGCAUGAUCGAGCGCCAAGCCAAUUGCGCGGGCGAUCGUCACGUGUGUCUGCUGAAGCCGUUGUCUACUUCUUCUUCUUCUUCUUCGCAACUGCAGCAACAGGAUGUUUUGUCGAUCGAUGCACGAGCCAAGGAUGAUAACGAGCUUGUUACACGCGAGGUGGACGAGGAGGAUAGGGGCCAGGAAUACUCGAGCGCUGUGAGGUACAGAGACGGAUCUGUGCGGCUGAGAAAUCCCAACAUCGAGCUAAUGGACCAGGACAUCCUGUACCAUCUUGCCCUCGGCAGCGGAUCUCACGAUCUCGUCGAAAUGUUUGGCGACAUUAAGUUCAUCUGCAUGGGCGGGACGCCAAAGCGCAUGGAGCAGUUCGCCAACUACAUAAUGGCGGAAAUAGGCCACAAGCUUCCGGCCGGUACGACCCUGCUCGACAUCAGCCGGUACUCUUAUCGCUACUCCAUGUACAAGGUCGGACCCGUCCUUUGCGUCAGCCACGGCAUGGGCAUCCCCUCGAUCGGUAUCCUCCUCCACGAGAUGAUAAAGCUGAUGUACCACGCCAAAGUGAAGGACCCGGUGUUCUUCCGGAUCGGCACGUGCGGCGGUGUCGGCGUCGAGGGCGGCACCGUCGUCAUAUCCGAGGAAGCCGUCGACGAGAUGCUCAACCCCUACUACGAGCAGCACAUCCUCGGCAAAAAAAUCUGCCGGCCGGCGAAGCUGGACAAACAACUGGUGCGCGAGCUGAAGGUACUCCACAGCACCGAGGACCCAUACGACACGAUAACCGGCAAGACUAUGUGCACCUCGGACUUUUACGAGGGCCAGGGUCGGCUGGACGGUGCAUUCUGCGAAUUCAGCGAAAACGAGAAGAUAGAGUACCUCCAGCAGCUCCAGGACGCCGGGGUCGUCAACAUCGAGAUGGAGAGCACGGCCUUCGCGGCCCUCACCCACCUCGCCGGGGUGAAAGCCGGCAUCGUGUGCGUCGCUCUCCUCGACCGAUUCAAGGGCGACCAGGUGUGCGCCCCGAAAGAGGUGCUGGACGAGUGGCAGAUGAGGCCCCAGAUCCUGGUGUCGCGGUACAUAAGGCGCUACCUGCAGCGCAAGGGUCGGCUCCACUCGACCGACAGCCCGGGCUCGAUGUGCGUCAAGAGCCCGAGGCGGUUCAAGCUCGUGCAGCAGGAAUCCGAGAACUACGAGUAAACGGGGGCCACCUUCACGAAAUCAGCGCCAAAAUAAUAGUAAUAACAAGAAUAAUGAGAACAAACAAAAUAGCACCGCGUUUAUUUUCCUGCAUUUAACGGGCCCGGCUGCUGAAACGACUGUGUGUUACCUCUAUACUGAUGCUUUUCGCGGCUCGGGUGGAGUCUUCCUCGUUGU
Copidosoma floridanum is the source of this 1683-nucleotide messenger RNA. Its product is annotated as uridine phosphorylase 1-like. Gene Ontology annotation, cellular component: cytosol; cytoplasm. Gene Ontology annotation, molecular function: uridine phosphorylase activity. The record is from RefSeq and is a predicted model, not a curated record. NCBI's taxonomy places the organism in Eukaryota, Metazoa, Arthropoda, Insecta, Hymenoptera, Encyrtidae. Gene Ontology annotation, biological process: nucleotide catabolic process; uridine catabolic process.